CUGACCGUAAGAGGAUUUCUCUUAGGAGAUUUAAAACACACAGGCGCCGGAGAAACCGUUUGAAAAUUAACUGGAACGAAAAUAAGAGAGCUUGGUGCUCCAGACGUGGCGAAGUUACGAAGUCCGCAUAACCGUUAGCUAAGUCUUUUUUUUUUAGUCUAAUUUAAGAGUAUGGCUCCUUACCUGCGCGACCAGUAACACUGACAACAUGAAUAAACUUGACACGGACUGGGAAGGAAUGUGAACGCGCCUCGAGGUAACCAUGGCAAUGACAGGUCAGACAUCCUGCUCCUCGAUGAGUAACCACACCAAAGAACGGGUGACUAUGGCCAAAGUGACGCUGGAGAACUUCUACAGCAAUCUGAUAGCACAGCACGAGGAGCGAGAAAUGAGGCAGCAGAAACUGGAAAAGGUGAUGGACGAGGAAGGCCUUGUCGACGAGGAGAAGCGUAUAAGAAGAUCACAGCAUGCCCGGAAAGAGACGGAGUUUCUGAGGCUCAAGAGAACUCGACUCGGGCUGGAUGACUUUGAGUCUCUGAAGGUCAUAGGUCGAGGAGCUUUCGGAGAGGUGCGCCUGGUUCAGAAGAAGGACACGGGCCAUGUGUACGCUAUGAAGAUCCUGCGUAAAGCCGACAUGCUGGAGAAGGAGCAGGUGGGUCACAUCCGAGCAGAGAGGGAUAUCCUGGUGGAAGCAGACAGCCUCUGGGUGGUGAAGAUGUUCUACAGCUUCCAGGACAAGCUGAAUCUCUACCUGAUCAUGGAGUUUCUACCGGGGGGUGACAUGAUGACCCUCCUAAUGAAGAAAGACACCCUCACUGAAGAGGAGACGCAGUUUUAUAUUGCAGAGACUGUGCUGGCCAUCGACUCCAUUCACAGGAUGGGGUUCAUACACAGGGACAUCAAACCAGAUAAUCUGCUCCUCGAUAGUAAGGGUCAUGUGAAGCUGUCUGAUUUUGGACUCUGCACAGGGCUGAAGAAAGCUCACCGGACAGAGUUUUAUAGGAAUCUCAAUCACAGUCUUCCCAGUGACUUCAGUAAGGACUACAGCGCCUUCCAGAACAUGAACUCAAAGCGGAAAGCAGAAACGUGGAAAAGAAACCGGAGACAGUUAGCCUUCUCCACAGUGGGGACCCCAGACUACAUAGCUCCGGAGGUGUUUCUGCAGACUGGGUAUAGCAAGCAGUGUGACUGGUGGUCCCUGGGGGUCAUCAUGUAUGAGAUGCUGAUUGGUUACCCGCCGUUCUGCUCCGAGACACCGCAGGAGACCUACAAGAAAGUGAUGAACUGGAGGGAGACCCUCAUCUUUCCACCCGAGGUUCCCAUCUCUGAGAAAGCCAAGGACCUCAUCCUCAGAUUCUGCUGCGAGGGAGAACACAGAAUCGGAGCUGGUGGUGUGGAAGAAAUCAAGAGCAACCCUUUCUUUGAGGCGUUGGACUUGGACCACAUCAGGGAAAGACCUGCUGCGAUCUCAAUUGAAAUCAAAAGCAUCGAUGACACUUCAAACUUUGACGAGUUCCCAGAAUCGGACAUCCUCCAGCCGCCAGCUCCCUUAGCAGUGAGUAACCAUUCUGAGGCUGACUACAAGAACAAAGACUGGGUCUUCAUCAACUACACUUACAAACGCUUUGAGGGGCUGACUGCAAGGGGGGCCAUUCCUUCGUACAUGAAGACGGGGAAAAGAUAAACUGGGAGACCCCCGUGCACCCGAUUCCGAUCUCUCACUUUGUUUACCAUUUCGGUCUGAAGCUGAAGGGCUUUGAGGGGCUUCCUUGCCCUCUCAUGCCCUCUAGAGCUAUGGAAGUGCCGGGGAGAGCUUCAUCCGCCACAAACCCAGCUGGAUAUUCAGAAACUGAGCCUUAAAAUCAAGUUGCUCCAGUGUCUCGGAACACGACAAGGGCUUUACCUUCUACACAGAUCCUGAUGUCCAUUUCAACAGAGCGCCGAUACCAGGAGAUACAAAAAAAACAAAACUGCCUUCUGCGUCAUAAAAAUACCACCGACUAUAGAAACCAGCAAAGCAAUCCGCAAUGUUCAUCUCUUUAAAAGACCAUUCUUUCAGUCUUCUGGUGCUGCCCAUUGGACAGUGCUGAGAGAACUCCUAUGCAAACCUAAAAGUUUUAUUUUCUUGGUAUACUGAUGUCAUCUAUAACAUGCCUUUUUUUGUGAGGGCUGUUCUGUUUCCUCCAGUUCGUUUUCUAUUUUUAACCCAAUUUUUGAAGAUAUGCAAAAUGUUGGACUGGCACACUGUGACUAUACUCAUUGUAACGCUCUCCCUUCACGUGGUGAAAGCGGAUCUGAUUUUUACAUGCAUAUUUUAAAAAAAAUUAUAAAUCAUAGCACAUUCGUGGUUCUGCUAAGAAAAUACAAGUUAAAGUACGGCACACAGAUCUCACAAUAUGUAUUUCUUUUCCUGUAACUGGAGUUAUUUCCGUAGUUGCACCAAAGGACUAUGGGACCUGUAGUUGGUGGUGUUGUUGUUAUUAUUAUUAUUAUUAUUAUUAUUAUUAAGCUACUGUGCUAGUCCUGAACAAGGACAAGGACUGAACGUUUAAUGCCUUUAAAAUGGGAGAGACGGGCCCCCGACUUUCUCAGUAAUGUGCAUCAAUCCCUAUAGAAAUGUAGCACAGGUACAAAAAAUACGUUCAUCAAAUUUCAAAUCCCUAAGAACCCACAUCUAAUUUUGAGGAUAGCAUUUCAUUAUUUAUAUUGCAGUCUCCUGUUCUCAAGUUAUCUUUUGAAAACCUGUCUGUCUUUUCUAACAGAUCUGAUCGCUAAGUUUUAAGAUGGGUCUGGUCUUAAACCAGGGCUUUGCUGUAUUUAUAUAUUUCAUUUGAGUAGAUAUUUUGGCUGUGAAUGGCCAACAUUGUAAAAAAAAAGGGUGUGUAGUCUGUAGUGCUUAGUGUGGGACAGAGUUAGGCACGGGUAGACCAGCAUGCAUGGGCUAAUUAUCCCAGACUGUCAAAGAAGCUUUAGCACAGUUACUGGAUGUGAGUAGUGCAUAUUUAAUACAUAGGGCUUGAUUUUAACUACCUAAAGGAGUUACCUGGUGAAGAGGAGGUUCAGCAUUGCCUGGACAGUCCUGCAUUUCAUGAGCACUAAGAAUACAAGCCUUAUCUGUUUCAACUGUUGUCCUGCCCCCUCACGAGUACAACGCAGCAUUAAAUCCUCACAGCUCAACUCUGGUCUUGCGUUUUGAGGGUCUCUCACAGUCGCCAGCAUAUUAAGGAAUUGAGUGGGUCAGGUCUCGGUUUAGGGUCCACAGAGUUUUCGCACGCUGCUUUUGUUGUUUUUUUUUUUUUUUUUUGUAAAGGUACAGAUGCCAAAGAACUUUUAAUAGAGCCAUGGUACAACACACCAGCUGUAAUAUGAGCAAGUGCUUUUGUUGAGUUUUUAAUUUUUUUAUUUGUGUGUGGUGUUAGCGGCUGUAGUUCCACCAGCCUGUCUAUCGUACCGUGAAAGUCGCUUGCUGUAUCACAGAAUGGGUGCUAGAUGCCAUAAUGUGUAUUAUAUUUUAGAUGGUCUGUAUUCUGUUUUAUUUAUCCCCUUUCAAAGAGGCUUGUUGCUGCCCUUCACCAAGAUAUUGAACCUGCCUUUUUAAAAGAAAAAAAGAAUAGCCGUUUAUCUGGCAAUAUUACUUUAUGAAUGAAUUGGUUGCUUUUUAAGGUUUUGAAAUGUAAAAAAUAACAGGGGCAGACUUUGCUUGAGUGUGUGUCUCCUAGCUGGGGGACUGUUUGAAUCUUUGUAAAUGUACGUUUGGUUUUAUUUCUUGGUAUCUUGUCGUAGUUUUAAGAGAUGGGAGUAGGGAACGAAUCUAGAAGUAAUUUAAGUUUUUGUUGCCCAUUCGAUGUUCCCACCCUGGCCUUCCUUUUCAUCCCUGCACUGCAUCCACAGCAGAACCCUUUUUAUCCAGAUUGUUCUGUUUUCUGUAGUGGUUGAGUUUCUCUCACCAGUAGCAAAGUUUCUGGGUGUGAACUUCCCUUUUUUAAAUGCUUGUUUUUAUUAAACAAAAACACAGUUCAGUUAAACAGGGUUCUUUCUGUGUGCAGCACCACCAGCAUUGUGACUCAGGCCAAUGACUUCUUUCCCCCCUACUUCUUCUGAUAGGGUUAUAUUAUAUAUGGCUGCCUUACAAGUUUAUUAUGUAUAAAUGUAGUUGCUAUGUAUUGGGUUUUUUAUUUAGAUUUUCGUUAAGUUUGAACUGUAUCGAUUUUCAUUUACCUGCCUAGAAAGUAAAGCUUGUUUCUAUGAAAGGAGCUUCUAAUGCUGCCAAGUAACGGUAGCCCUUAAACUAUACAAUAAACACUUGUGUAUAACGAUG
Messenger RNA from Acipenser ruthenus (sterlet), 4318 nucleotides. Its product is annotated as serine/threonine-protein kinase 38. The transcript has 14 exons. Gene Ontology annotation, biological process: intracellular signal transduction; peptidyl-serine phosphorylation. The coding region runs from base 263 to 1684 and encodes 473 amino acids. Gene Ontology annotation, molecular function: protein serine/threonine kinase activity; ATP binding. The record is from RefSeq and is a predicted model, not a curated record. Lineage: Eukaryota; Metazoa; Chordata; Actinopteri; Acipenseriformes; Acipenseridae.